Messenger RNA from Nylanderia fulva, 3792 nucleotides. RefSeq names its product Excitatory amino acid transporter 2 (gene Eaat2). Gene Ontology annotation, molecular function: neutral L-amino acid transmembrane transporter activity; L-glutamate transmembrane transporter activity; glutamate:sodium symporter activity. NCBI's taxonomy places the organism in Eukaryota, Metazoa, Arthropoda, Insecta, Hymenoptera, Formicidae. Gene Ontology annotation, cellular component: plasma membrane. Gene Ontology annotation, biological process: L-glutamate transmembrane transport. The record is from RefSeq and is a predicted model, not a curated record.
AAUAGCGCAAACAUUUGGCGACGCAACUGCUUCGACGGAAAGAUCGGAAGAAGGUCCACCACCACGAAAAUUCGAAGUCGUUUCGCGUUCUUCUCGUUUAGAAACUAGAGGAACAGGUAUCCCCCUUCCCUCUCGUUCCCAGGAUACUAUCGUAUACGUAAAGUCAGACAAGCCGACGGGAGGCGAUUUUAGACCGUUCCGCGAGCUCUAUCAAAACCAGCUGUUAUUCGGCCUCGCUAGGCACCUGGUUCGAUCCUAUCCCGGUACCACGAUCGAGUUAGUGGGCAUCCGGCAGGCCGCCGCCAGGCUAUUAAGACGUCUGGUAGGCGCGAGUGAUUGGUCUUUCCGCACGGAUUUAUCGAAACACCCCCAAAACGGCAACCCGUCGUCGUCGUGGUGCUGCCGGGGCCCCGCCGUUAGCCGCGAGAGAUCGCGAGAAGGGAGCUUGGGAAGAUCGGCGGGAGGAUCGGCCUGUUCGUACGCGACUGGCACCGAUCCCUUGUACGCCGCUUGCUGGCGGCCCAGUGAGAUGGAGGAGAAGUCCUCUGCCCGAUUCUCCGAGUAUCUGUUCGCCAAGAUGGGCGGGCAGGACGUCUCGGCCUCUCAGGGUCCCCGUAAGGUGACCGCCGACACCAGGAAGUGGAUGCGAGAGAACCUGCUGCUCAUGGUCACCCUUUCCGGCGUUCUCUUCGGCAUAAUUCUUGGAUUUGGUUUACGACCUCUGGACCUCGGGGAUGAUGCGGUAAUGCUAAUCAGCUAUCCAGGAGAGCUCUUCAUGAGAUUGCUAAAGCUGAUGAUCUUACCUUUGGUAAUCGCCAGCCUUAUAUCUGGUUCGGCGAGUUUAAAUGCUAGGAUGAACGGAAUGAUCGCCGUUCGUACUCUGGUAUACUUCAUACUGACGUCCUUGCUCAAUGCUGUUCUCGGUGUAGUCCUAGUCCUCCUUAUUCAUCCUGGUAAUCCCGGCAUCAGAGAAUCGAUUAGCCCGUCGCAUCAUGCGAGAGCCGUUAACAUACUAGACAGCCUGCUCGAUUUAGGAAGGAACAUGUUUCCAGACAAUUUGUUUCAAGCAGCUUUCCAACAGGCACAUACGGUGUAUGUUCCAAAGAAGCAACCAUUCCAGAAUAACACUGAUCAGCUACCUACAACAGAAGUUUUAAGAGACGAGGAAUUGAUUAGAGUGAUACAGUAUAGAAGCGGAACGAACACUCUAGGAAUAGUCUUCUUCUGCUUGGUCUUUGGUACAUUCCUGGGAACACUUGGCGAAAAAGGUCAGGUUGUCAUAGAUUUCUUCAAGGCUGUGUUUGAAGUCAUCAUGCGAAUGGUCUCGACCGUUAUGUGGAUGACCCCGAUCGGCAUCACCUCUGUAAUAGCAGGCAAAAUACUCGCCGUGGACGAUCUGGUACUGGUGAUGUCGCAGCUAGCCUGGUUCAUCGUCACGAUCGCGAUCGGUGUCUUUCUCUAUCAGCUGGUGAUCAUGCAGUUGAUAUAUAUGGCCUUCGUUAGAAAGAACCCCUUUAAAUUCUACGCCGGCCUCGCCCAGGGUACUCUCACCGCCUUCGCCAUGGCAUCAACGGCUGCUGCACUUCCUGUGACUUUUCGUCUGAUGACCGAGAAGCUCAGAGUCGACCCUAGAGUCACCAGAUUCGUCUUGCCAAUCGGUUGCAAUAUUAACAUGGACGGUACCGCGCUUUUCGUCGCUGUGGCCAGCAUAUUCAUCGCCCAGAUGAAUGGUAUUUUUCUGGGUUUCGGGGAAAUUAUCACAGUUAUUCUAACGUCCACCGCCGCUUCUGUGUCGUCGGCCUCGGUACCAAGUGCUGCCCUGGUUUUGCUAUUGGUUGUUUUAAGCGCCAUUGAUGCUCCUGUUAAUGACGUUUCUCUUUUAUUCGCGAUCGACUGGUUUGUAGAUCGGAUAAGGACCACCAACAAUAUGUUAGGAGACUGUUACGCUGCUGCGGUGGUCGAGCAGCUGUCGAAAAAGGAACUGAUGGCAUUGGAUGCAGCAGCCUAUCAAUCGGAGACUGUUCUGCCAACUACUAUCGCCAAUGGAUGUCUUUCCGCCAACAGGGUACCUGAUCCUGACACCGUCGUUGUCGAGAUGCAAGAUGACGCACGAAUUGCGGGGAUCGCCAACCUCGGAAUUUUGCACAUGUCGAGAAGUAUAACAGAAGAGACCGUUUGACUAGUCGUUAACCCCGCAGAAUAAUUUACAUCGCGGAAUCUUGUUAACAAGCAAAUCGACUUCACCUAUAUUACAACAAGCCUAUUCAACGAGGAUCAAAAACAUAUGUACAUUGCGCCAAAGGCGUGUUUAGUUCCUCUGCUUCUCCUCGUUUUAAUAAUUUUCAAAGUUUGUAAAGAUUUUCCGCAAGGAGUUCUGUAUAGUGGGGCAAACUGCAAGAACUCUCAUGGGAAAUACGGUCGCCGUAUUGCAAGAUUCAAAGUCAAUAACGAUGGAGAAUGUGUUACGUGUGACGCAGGCACAGAGCAAUAAGAUAUAAUAUAUAUUGUACUUUGAAACUUUGGUCGAGACUUUCAAAGACUCGAGAAGAGAAAGCGAUUCGAUACUACGACGAUAUUAACUACGCUCGACGUUGUACAAGAGUCGGGAUAAUAAAAUCGUCCAACCUGCACACCAACCUGAGAAAUGAAAUUGGAUCGAAAAGAGAUAUUUAAUCGAACUGACCGACUCACAGCCGAAUAAACAAUAGUUGAUGAUCGUAAAUGAAGACACUCACUACAGCGAAUCAUGGAGAUCACCGAUUCGAUUGCAUCUUCGUAGAGAUCGAUGACCGGUUUCUACGAUCGAUCACCUAAACAGCGUCGAAUGUGGUGCCUUAUUUCGAUGCGCCAAUUAAGAAUAGGCGCGAUGAAAGUAAAAAAAAUUGAAUUUUUUUUCGGAUGUACCCUCGUGCCAUGAUCAUGUGUAGUGUUAGAUCGCCAACCCCUGACGCUUUUUCGAUGUCUUUAGAAUGUCCUAGCCCAAAAUACGAGGAUCGAGCACGACUGUCUUCAGUGACGCGACAAAUACUUUCUCUAUCGGAGAUAAAGGAAUUUUUUACGAUGAUUGUGGAAAAGAGGAGCUUCAUGUGAUAAUUGUUAGAUAGCUACGUGUAUCUACACAUAUCUACAGGAUACACAACAAAUACACACAUUUUGAUUAUCUUAUAUAUAAUUAUAAUGUACGGUUUAAAGACUGCAUCAGACUCCGUGAAAGACCAUUCGCUUUAUAUCACGUAUUAAUUACGUCACUGAUUACAAUCCAAAUUAAGAGAAGGAAAUUAAUUAUAACGAUUACAUAACAAUAAUGCAUGUUUAGCGGAGAUCAAUAUAGACCCUACGCAGAAGAUACGACAAAAGAAGACUUACAACUGGGCAUAGGACUUUAAAUAGAUUUUAGAAGUCAUAUCGAAUUAACUAUCGGACCAUUAACUGACAAAAAAACUGGUGCAUAGAACCACUUUAGGUGUUCUACUUUUGAAAGACGAGUGUCUUUGCGAAAGAGUGCUUGAGACAGACAUAUUAUGUUUUGUAUAAAAUCAGACACGCAGUUUAAAAAAAUUCUCUAUUAUUUUUUAGCAAUCAAAUUUCUAAAAGAAAUUUAAUAUGGGAGCAAUGUUGGAAAGACUUUCGAUGACUUACAUUUUUAUUAGUCAUAAUUAUGAAUCUCCAAGAUUCUGUCUCAUCGCACUCUAUUUCGAUUAUAGUGCUCCUUGCAUAGAAAUAAUAUACCUUCCAGUAUAAUGUUGUCCACUCAAUAGCUUAGAAUAAACAAAAUUCAUGUUUUUUUUCCUA